UUUUUAAUAGAAUUUUAAAUUAGUGAGAUUUGCUUUCAAAAGCCUUUUUUUGCUCCAUUUCAAAAUAUUUUUUUUUUGUAAUUUGAAUUUGAAUGCUGAAAAAGUUUUACGAUUUGUCGAACGAAGCCAUCGCUUAAUUUUUUCAUCGUUGCGUUUUUUUUAUUUUCAUCACAAAAAAUCCAGGAAAAAUAAUCAAUCUGGGGGAAAAUUGUCAUCAUGUUUGACAGAGAAUAUGGAGUCAUGAGGCCAGCCCCAUUCAUGGGCCACCCAGAUUAUAGGAUUCAUGAGAUGAAUAGGCGACUACAACAGAGAAUGGAUGACAGUGAUAAUUUGUGGUGGGAUGCAUUUGCCACAGAGUUUUUUGAAGAUGACGCUAUAUUAACAUUGUCAUUCACAUUGGAGGAUGGCCCUAAGAGAUAUUCAAUCGGCCGAAGUCUCAUACCGCGCUAUUUCCGAAGUUUGUUUGAGGGAGGUGUUACUGACUUAUAUUACGUGUUGAAAUACUGCAAAGAAUCAUUUCAAAAUACUUCUAUAGUACUGGACUGUGAACAAGCUCACGUUAUAUCUUACCAUGGGAAGAAUGUUUUCACUAAGGUUCAGCAGGACCCAAUAGUAACGGAGCAGAUAGCACAGAACGUCACAUGUCAGGGCUUGACUAAAAAUACACUGAAUUUUCUUAGGCUCUGUGUAAUAUUGGAGCCAAUGCAAGAGCUGAUGUGCCGACACAAGGUCUAUGGUCUCAGUCCAAGGGAUUGCCUAAAGACCACGCUGUUCCAAAAGUGGCAGAGGAUUGUUGCUCCGCCUGGUCUUCCUUGCCCAUCCCUGGUUUCGGUUUCUAGGAGUAAAAAAUCCUCCGCGGCUAAUAAUAGCAACAGCAACGGUAGUAAUAACAAUAUAAACAUUAAUAGCAGUAAUAGCAAUAGCGCUAGUGUUGCCGGCCUAAAUACGGUUUUUCCUAAUUCUAAUUUAGUUCAGGACGUUAUGUUAGUGGGCGAGCCGACGCUAAUGGGCGGGGAAUUAGGAGAAGAAGAUGAGAGAUUAAUCUCGCGUUUGGAGAACUCUCAAUAUAAGGCUCCGCCCACCGAGGUCGAUGAUUUGUCGAUGGACUGCAAGCCCAUUCUGCAGUUGUCCAAUCAGCAUCAAGCUAAUUUGAAUUUGAACAAUUUACAUUGA
Messenger RNA from Helobdella robusta, 1173 nucleotides. RefSeq lists its product as hypothetical. The transcript is spliced from 7 exons. Lineage: Eukaryota; Metazoa; Annelida; Clitellata; Rhynchobdellida; Glossiphoniidae. Gene Ontology annotation, biological process: nervous system development; negative regulation of transcription by RNA polymerase II; positive regulation of transcription by RNA polymerase II. Gene Ontology annotation, cellular component: transcription regulator complex; nucleus. Bases 217 to 1173 code for a protein of 318 amino acids. Gene Ontology annotation, molecular function: LIM domain binding. The record is from RefSeq and is a predicted model, not a curated record.